GGUCUUUACCCGGAUGUUGGCUGCCCAGGAGUCCUGGAUCGCCACCGGAAGGACGUCUUCAACCCCGUCGCCGAGUUCCUCCAGACACCCGUGUUCCGGCACUUCCCUGGACGGCACGAGGUGCGUGUGUUCCACCACACCCCCGUCUUCCACCAGGAUUCUGUAUUGCAACUCUUCCGUGCGGUCCACCGCCGCUCUGCUGUCUGCACUCUUCCUGGGAUGCCCAACCGCGAAGGAUUCUGCUGAUCCUCUGCGUUCUGCGAGAUCCAUCCUUCCCCCAGCCCCACGCCCACAUCUCUGUAUCCUACCCGCUUCAUGUAUUCCACCAGAUCCCUGUAUUUCACUGGCUGUGUAUUUACAACCCCUUGCUGUAGACCCAAAGCCCCCGGUGCUCCACCGGCCGUCUGUGUUCCAACCCACUCUGUACCUCCCCACCUCCCUGUACUCCACCGGUACUUGUAUUCACCAAGCUCUACGUCGUCUACGGCAGCCCUGGACUACGUCGCACCCUGCGGGUCCACCAGAUGUCCACUAUCUGCCCGUUCCCUGUGUGCAACCUGACGCUCUGCCACAGCUGUCCCCGGGAUACAAGAAGCACUUUGGUUUCCCACAGGCAACAGUCAUCCACAAGACCGCUGAGCUCCGCCACUUCUCCGAAUCCUUCCCGAUCCCCGUGGGACGGCAGGCACUUUUGCGCAGACGAGAAGGGACGUGUCCCCUUCACUUCUCUGUCUUCCUGCGUUCUCUGUGAUCCACCGGGCCCCGGUAUUCCACCGUAUCCCCACAGUUUGAGAAGACUUGUGCUCCCCGGUUCUCUGUAG
Molecule: messenger RNA, 821 nt
Organism: Castor canadensis (American beaver)
Lineage: Eukaryota; Metazoa; Chordata; Mammalia; Rodentia; Castoridae
Source: RefSeq, a predicted model, not a curated record